This is a messenger RNA of Suillus plorans, 1723 nucleotides long. RefSeq names its product major facilitator superfamily domain-containing protein. Gene Ontology annotation, molecular function: transmembrane transporter activity. The record is from RefSeq and is a predicted model, not a curated record. Lineage: Eukaryota; Fungi; Basidiomycota; Agaricomycetes; Boletales; Suillaceae. Gene Ontology annotation, cellular component: fungal-type vacuole membrane. The coding region runs from base 1 to 1377 and encodes 458 amino acids. Gene Ontology annotation, biological process: transmembrane transport. The transcript has 14 exons.
AUGGCAAUCGAAUCUGAGCCUCGAACGGUUUAUGCAGAAGAGACUCGCCUCCAAGAAGACAAAGGACAUCCAGAGAUCUUCGAAGAAUGUCAAGCUACUAAGGAUUGGGAUGCCCCCUCAGACCCGCCUGAGUUUCCCGAAGGUGGUUGGGCAGGUUGGGCAACUGCUGUUGGAGCCUUUCUUGUGCAGUUUUGUGGCAUUGGGUAUACCGCUUCAUUUGGUGUCUAUCAAGACUUCUAUACUCAACAUUACCUGAUAAACGAGACGUCGUCUGCUAUAUCAUGGAUUGGGAGCACAACCGCUUUUUUAGACUUGACCGUGGGCCUCGUGGCAGGUUUGCUACACGACCGAGGAUAUUUCUACCAUCUCAUGAUUGCCGGUUCGCUUCUGGAGGUUUUGUCUCUAUUCAUGUUAUCUCUGUCGAAACCCGAUCAGUACUACCAGAUUUUUUUCUUUCAAGGCUUAGGCUUGGGUAUCGCAGUUGGGCUCACGUAUGUCCCUAGCGUCGCUGUCAUCUCGCAUCAUUUCCAACAGAGGCGCACACUGGUCAUGACGUUCAUUGCUAUAGGGGCAUCGCUAGGUGCUAUCAUCCAUCCGAUUAUACUCAAUAACCUCCUCAACGGCCCUCUGGGUUUCGCUAAUGGUGUCCGUGUAAGCGCAGGGUUAAUCAGCUUUUUUCUCUUGACUGCAUGUCUAUGCAUGCGAACUCGCCAUAAUCCGCCGGCGACACCGGUGAACUCUAUCGUGGGGGCUAGAAAAUGUAUUCGCGAUGUACCAUUCAUGCUCAUGGUAACAGGGAGCUUUCUUUUUCAGAUCGUCUUCUACUACCCAUUAUUCUUCUUUCAACUCGACUCUAUCAAGCACAGUAUCAGCAUUAACUUUUCAUUUUACUCUUUAGUAAUUUUAAAUGGGGCCAAUUGCUUAGGGCGAUUCACGUCAGGAUUUAUUGCGUCGUUCACGGGGGUCCCGAACUUAAUGAUAUUUGCGACAUUCUCAUGCGGUGUGCUCAUUUUUGGCAUGAUUGGGUUGAGUAACUUGGCCAGCGUCGUUGUGCUUGGCAUGGUGUAUGGCUAUAUUUCAGGGCUGAGCAAUGCGAUGGGGGCUCCACUUAUGGCCCUUUUGACGCCUGACCUCUCUGAGCUUGGCGCGCGGAUGGGAAUCUGUUUCUUUGCUCUUGGAUUCGCAAGCUUGAUAGGAACACCCAUAUGCGGCGCUCUGCUCACAUCCAGUUAUACCUGGUGGGUACCGGCUCUGUUCUCUGGGAUCGUUUCACUUGCUGGUAGCAUGGUGUUCACUAUCAUGCGAUACAAGUUUCUAAGAAAGCAGCGCGUUGACGUAUUAUCAUUAGACACUCAGGCCGUCGAAGUCGAGCCAUGAGUGAAGCUGUUAUUACAUCUGCCUGCGUUAUUGUUGUUCCAAUCGUUAAAUGAUUCGAUGAGUAUAUGGAUACUAGCGAGUCGUGGUCCUAAAAACCAGAAGGCUAGUUCAUCCAAGCUUUUGACGUGAGAUUAGACAGUGCAGCUCCGCUGACAAUAAAAUACCCUUUGUAUCGCUUUUUAACAAAAAAAAUAGUCCUUUGGGGGUCGAAGACCCUAUUUACCUGCCUAAUCGUGUGUACUAGGUAUAUCAUGAUGAGCCACUCGUCUACAAUGUUUAAGUGCGAGAUACCACCGGCUUCAGGUCACAGCUAUUACCAUGCUGUGUUGUACCGCAGGAGUCUUCC